Neoarthrinium moseri is the source of this 1650-nucleotide messenger RNA. RefSeq lists its product as uncharacterized. The transcript has a single exon. The record is from RefSeq and is a predicted model, not a curated record. Gene Ontology annotation, biological process: carbohydrate metabolic process. NCBI's taxonomy places the organism in Eukaryota, Fungi, Ascomycota, Sordariomycetes, Amphisphaeriales, Apiosporaceae. Bases 1 to 1650 code for a protein of 549 amino acids. Gene Ontology annotation, molecular function: hydrolase activity, hydrolyzing O-glycosyl compounds.
AUGAGUGGCCUGAAAGUUGCCGGCCUUCUGGGUAUUGCCCUAGCCGGCAUGGCGAGCGCAUCACCACUGUCACCUGAUAAACGCCAGAGUUCAACGUAUGCCAACCCAAUAUUGUGGGAGGACCUUCCAGAUCUCGAUGUUUUCCGGGUUGGCGAUGUUUACUACUACUCGAGCUCCACCUUUGCAUACUCUCCUGGUGCUCCGAUCCUCAAGUCGUAUGAUCUCGCGAACUGGACGCCCGUGUCGCACAGCGUUCCGUCCUUGGACUUUGGGUCCACAAAGUACAACCUAGCGAGCUCCAGCGACCGCGCGUACGUCAAGGGAAUCUGGGCCAGCACUAUGCGAUAUCGUGAGUCCACGGACACAUUCUACUGGAUUGGAUGCAUCGAGUUCAGCAAGACCUACAUCUACACGGCGUCAGGCACCAAUGCGCGGAACAACAAUGGCGAGGUCGACUCCUGGGACUGGAAGCAGGCCGCUGUCCUCGACACAUGCUACUAUGACUGCGGCUUGUUGAUCGAUGACGACGAUACCAUGUAUGUGGCAUACGGUAGCACAAACAGCAACGGCCUCAGUGUGGCUCAACUGUCCAGCGACGGGCUGUCACAGGUGACGACAAAGCAGGUCUUCACCAGCGACACCUACUUUGAAGGGAGCCACAUGUACAAGAUCAAUGGCUACUACUGGAUCAUCCCGACCAAGGUGGCAACUGGCGAGUGGGCGUUACGGUCCAAGAAUCCCUUUGGUCCGUACGAGGAUAAGAUUUUCUUCGAUCAAGUGAAGGGCCCUCUCAGCAACGCAGGAAACGCCCAUCAAGGUGGCAUGGUUGAAGCGGCCGAUGGAAAAUGGCAUUACAUUGCGUUCCUCGACUCGUACCCCGGCGGCCGCAUACCGGUCAUGGCACCAAUAACUUGGGAUGCUGAAGGUUGGCCGCAGAUUACUCUAAACGGCACAGGUGCUUGGGGGCUUUCAUACGACAUGCCUGUCUCCACAAGCAAAACCGUACCGGGUCCGACAGGAAAGGAUUCAUUCACCGGGUCCGCUUUGAGCGCUCAGUGGGAGUGGAACCACAACCCUGACACGAGCAAGUUCAGCCUCGCGGGCGGCGAUGGUGGCUUGAUCUUGAAGACGGCCACUGUGACUGAUGACCUCUUUACGGCUCGCAACACGCUGACUCACCGUAUCCUCGGGCCUAAAUCCGAGGCGGUCUUCGAGUUCGAUAUCUCAAAGAUGGCUGACGGAGAUAGAGCCGGCGCGGCCUUGUUCCGGGACUGGUCUGCGUAUAUCGGUGUCCACAAGGAGGGAAACACUGCAACUCUUGUCUACGUUAACGAUGUGACGCUCAACGACGACUGGACAACCAAGAGCAAGGGAACUGUAGCUGCCACAGGACCAACGCUGACGGCGAGCACCGUCUACUUGCGUAUAGUUGCAGAUAUCACACCAGCGCUGAACUUGAAUCCGGUACGUGAGGGUGUUUUUUCGUACAGUUUGGAUGGCCAAAAUUGGACGCAGCUUGGGGGAAGCUUCCUCCUGAGAAACAGCUACACCUUUUUCAUGGGAUACCGGUUUGCAGCUUUCAAUUUCGCCACAAAAGCCCUUGGAGGACAGGCAACCCUGCGAAGCUUUUCCAUGGAGUUGGCUAGCUGA